Penicillium brasilianum is the source of this 3824-nucleotide messenger RNA. Lineage: Eukaryota; Fungi; Ascomycota; Eurotiomycetes; Eurotiales; Aspergillaceae. The record is from the annotation of a GenBank genome assembly.
CCCCCCCUUCCUUCGCCCCCCUACCAAACCGAGCCACCUUCAGUCUUUAAUCCUUACUCUCAUUCAUUCACCUUAUUCACUCCUUUCUGUUCUAUGCUUCGUCUUCGUCCUCCGACCUGGCGCCUUUGAGACCUGGGAUCUUGCCAAUUUACCAUUCCCCUUGCUUCUCCCACGGUCGCGCUGGAUUAAACUCACCCUCCUCCCUGUUUCUUUGAUCGUUUCGACCGUUGCCCGGACAUCUCUCUCUCUCUGCCUCUUCAGUAGGCUGCCGCUCGCUCCCUUACAGCUUCAAUAAGCCCACACUCGCUCAUUUUAUUCUGCUUGCAACUUGCUCGGGUCGUUUCAGAUCUUCUAUCGAAACCCCUUCCACUCGUUACUUUCUAGCUCAUCGUGCUCGAUUCGGCCCGUGUUUCACUUGCAUUCGGUUGCCCUUCGAGACGCCCUUCGAUUUCUUUGUCCAUCGCCUGUGAAGGAUUUGGACAACUUCAAUUCUCCCAUUGGAAGAAAACGAAAAAGAAGAAGUUUGUUGCGACUGCGUCCCAACAUCCUGUACUUUGGAAUCAACCCGUGACGAGUCUUGGACCUUUGACGAAGCCGCGAUAUAUCGGAUAUUUUCGACUUCGACAGCCUCCACCACUCCGCGAAACCUAUCUUUGCCUGAAGGGUUGACAGACGAGGACAUUGUUGAACUCGUUCUGUACCCUCCGGCACCCGGACGCCCUAUCAUCUGAAUCUUUCUUGUCGCACAGGACCGAACCAAGAUGCGCGCCAACACCCUUUCCCUUCUUGCGGCCUUCGCUGUCGGAGGUUUCGAGCUGGCCACUGCCGAGCACGUUGAACACCCCCGUUAUCUUCCUCGCGAGGUGAAGCGAAUCGUUAAGAACGGCACAUUGACAACUCGGACCGAUAACUCAUUGAGUGCGCUUUGGCAAAGUAUCGAGGACAGCUUGACUGCUCAGCCCACCCCCACCAUCACUUCUGCCGCUGUGACGCCUACCUCUACCGAUGUAGCGAAGCAGGUUAUUGUAGUGAUUUCCUCGGACGCCGAGGGCCACGUUCACACUCUUACGACCUCUACGGAAAUCAUUUCGGCUGCUCAGGCUACGGCAACUACCAGCACGGCAGCUACCAGCGCGGACAGCUCUGCUUCGACUACCACGUCGGCUACUUCCGCGGCGGCCACCACUAGCGACUCCCUCCUCGGCGAUGUAUCCAAUCUGCUUGGUCUUGGAAGUUCCAGCGCUGCCUCUUCCUCCGCCACGGGCUCUAGUGCGGUUUCCACGACGGCCACUUCCAGUGCAGCCACCUCUACCAGCGACUCCCUUCUCAAUGCAGUUGGUUCCGACGUUUCCAACCUACUUGGAGCUACCGGUACGAACUCCAGCACCACCGCGACCGAGACCGCUACCAGUUCCCAACAGUCGACUACCGCUGCCACCACCUCUUCCCAGGGUAGUCUCCUUGAGAGUCUCGGCAUUUCCAUCCCCGCGGCUGAAACCACCACCACUCCCACUGGAUCUUCCACCAUCGCGGUCAGCGUCCCUGCCGUGUCUCCCACAGCUAGCCCGACUGCGACCAGCACCAGUGGCGAUCUCCUUGGCUCAGUUGUGAGCGGGCUUACCAGCGGAGUUGCUUCGCUUCUCCCCAAUGCCACCGAGACUGGCUCUACCGGUAUCGCUUCGCUUCUUCCGAAUCCCACCGAGACUGGCUCUACCGGCACUGGUAUCGGUGUGAUCCCUACCCCGGGUGUGGCUACCACCAGCGGUGUGCCUCAUGCGUCGAUUCCUCUGACCGUUUCUGGCACGACCGCGACUGGAACCGCGACUGGAACCGCGACCUCGAUUGGAAUCAUCCCCACUCCUCACUUGCCUGGAUCCGGCUCUGGCGUUCCUUCUGGCUCUGCUGUCAUUCCUACUCCCACUGCCACCCAGGAGACCUCCAAGGUUCCUACAACUUCCGUUGCUGUGCCCACCACCACCGCGGAGCCUGCCACCACCAUCGCUGAGCCUUCCACUACCAAGACCGCCGAGCAGUCCAACACCAACAACUGGAUUCCCUCCUCCAUUCUCGUGCUGCCGACUUCGACUCCUUCCGAGAGCACUAGCACCGGUACCAACAGUGCCAGCACCGAGCCUACUACUCUGCCCGGUUCCAUCACGCCGUCCAACGGUGUCUCUGAGGCUCCCUCCGACUCGUUGCUGCUUCAGCUUGGUUUCGAUGCUCACCUCCCUUGGACUUUCGUCGCUACUACUCCUCUGUCUUCUUCACAGAUCUUUGAGUACAUCCCCAUGGCCCUGAAGAACGCCAUGCCCAAGGUCUCUUCCACCAUGUGGGCUCUCGAGCCUUACUACUCGUGGCAGACCACCGGCUACAACGCUACCCUGGCUAUCUUCUACUUUCCCCGUGACCAGAUUCAGGCCCUCAAGGAUCUCAAGCUCAACCCCAACUCCGCUCUUUACCAAUCGUCCGAUGAGUCCGUCAAGACUCUGAUGUCCAUGGUCGACCCCUCCAUCCCGCUCGAGUUCGCCGGCAACUACCCGUCCUCGGAUGGUUCUUCGUCCUCCAGCACUAGCGGUAGCUCGGGCAGCAGCAGUGGUGGCAGCGAUGGCAGCAGCAACACUGAUGGCUCUGGCAACUCCUCCAAGACCAAGGCUAGCUCCGUUGGCAUUGGUGUUGGUGUCGUUGCCGGUGCCGCUGCCUAUGGUGCUGGUAUGUUCUGGGUUGCCCGCCGUUACCGCAAGAGAAAGCAACUGCACAAGCGCUCCAGCUCCACUGCCGAGCAGAUGAGCCAGGGCUCCGCCGCCGGCUCUCUCUUUGCUGCUGGUGGUCGUAUGUCCGGUAGCCAGCGCACUGCCCGUUCCGGACAGAUGAUCAGCGCUCCAGUCAUGGCUGAGAACUCCCUGGGCUGGAACUAGAUGUUCGAAAUUGUCCAAAACAAGACGGAUUAGACUUGGCCUUGUUUUGCUCCACCUCUUUUCUCUUUUCCUCUCUCUCUCUCUCUCUCUCUUUUUCUAAUCUCCCCUGCCAAUUGCCUCCGGCAGAUCAGACCUCCGGAGUGUUCUUUGACGGCACGCCAUAUUGCCUCGUCGAGGUCGAGUCUGUGCUCAUCUCCAUGGUUGGCCCGCCCAAGAGGCUGGAGGGAUUCGAGUGGGGAAAACUGCACAAAACUUCCUUUCAUUAUCCAUCAUCCAGGAUAUAUAUGUCAUACACAUAUCACGUAUCUUUUUCUCUGUGAAAUUUUUUGACUGGCCAUUAACCUCCCUUUCUCUGGGUUGAUCAGAUACUACUCCGCGUUCAAUCCCUCGAACGCAGCCCCAUGUAUCUUAUCUCAUCUCAUCUUUUUUUUUUCUUCGGAAUAUUCCCCCUUUUGUUUCUACCUAUACCUUUCUCCUUUUUCUCCCCAUAUAUCUUGUCUUUUUAUUUUCUAUGGCACUGUGACAAACCUGAAUGAGACGAACUGAUUUCCUCCCUCCAUUAAUUCUAUCCCGUUCCUGUUCCCUCCCUCUGUGCCACUGAAAAUGACCUUUCUCUGCCCAUCUUCAUUGGCCAUAGUCCUAUCAUGUUCCGAGUCUCCAGUCUCGUGCACGUCGCUCUUGCCAGAGCUUUAAUGGGUUGGGUGGCUAGGAUUUCUCACGAGCCGACGCUAGUUCCCUGCCUUUUGUUUUUCGUCUCGACAGUCUACCUGGUGGGUUGGCAUCUAUCUGUUUCUAUGUUUUUGUUUUUGUCUCUGUACAGAUGGUAUGAGGCGUGGCAUGUAGAGGAAGUUUUGAGCGAGAAUGAGAGUUGUAGAUUGUCUAUCAUUGCCGUGCUUUGUAGAGUACAGG